Capsella rubella is the source of this 420-nucleotide messenger RNA. RefSeq lists its product as uncharacterized. The record is from RefSeq and is a predicted model, not a curated record. Lineage: Eukaryota; Viridiplantae; Streptophyta; Magnoliopsida; Brassicales; Brassicaceae. The transcript has 3 exons. Gene Ontology annotation, molecular function: nucleic acid binding; zinc ion binding. The coding region runs from base 1 to 420 and encodes 139 amino acids.
AUGAAAAACCACCGAAAGCUUCUUCUGGGUUUCAGCACCUUCCUUUCAGAUGGGGCUAAGAUAACCAUCCCUCCCGAGGCUGAUCAACAUAUUACGUCAGCUAGGGCUAAAAUGACCAUCCCUCCCAAAGCUGAGCAACAUAUUACAUCAGCUAAGUCUAAGAUGACCAUCCCUCCGGAAGCUAAGCAACAUAUUGCAUCCGAUAAUAACAAAAGAAAGCGUGUUAAGUGUGAUGAUCCAGACUAUGAUCCGGACUUUGUGAACAAGCUUAAGAAGAAGCGUAAGAGAAAAGGAAAGAAUGUGUCUCGGCCUAAGAAAAAGGUGAAACUUAGCAAACGCACAACGCAUUGUAGGAAAUGUGGUCAAGCAGGGCACAAUUCUCGUUCAUGUGGUAAGAGAGCCCUUCAGGCGGCUUGUUGA